CUGUCACAACAAUCAACCGCCUCACCCCAAACACAAAUUAGCAUUGGUGGAGAAGUCGUGACGAUAUAUCAUAUUUAUCUUAGUAUUUUCAGCUCCACAACCAUAGCAUCGGCACCGUUGACGCGGGAAGUCCUGCAAGCGCACACUAAACGAUGGGAGGAGCAGUAUCGGGACACCUGGCAUCGACGUUUGAAACGAAUGUCUGCAGAAGUAUUGCCAGGGGCUCCCGUUCAUAAACACCUGCGUCCAGCUUCCAGUUGUACCCCUCCUGCACACUGGCCGACUGCGAGACGGGAAGAGUUCUAUCGUAGUUUUGCUCCAAACCCACCACCACCACCGGGGAUGAAUUUCCAGAUCACGACAAUCCCUCUGCCUCCUAUCGAAGAGAAGAGCACUCCACCAACGUCAACGACAGACCGAUCGAGUGCCUUCACUACGGUUCGGCCGAAAGCGAUCCCCAUGCGAGAUCUACCGGCUCCGAUCGCCCUGUCCAUCCAAGACCAUCCAAGCGUCAUACACACCCCAUCCGAGCCCCUGGUCGUCCCCCGCCUCCAGUGGGCUCACGGCGCCGAGCCACUGGCUCUGAAACACCGCUCCGAGGCACUUCGCUUGCUACCCGAAAGUGCAUAG
Molecule: messenger RNA, 630 nt
Organism: Strongylus vulgaris
Lineage: Eukaryota; Metazoa; Nematoda; Chromadorea; Rhabditida; Strongylidae
Source: the annotation of a GenBank genome assembly